Gossypium raimondii (Peruvian cotton) is the source of this 846-nucleotide messenger RNA. Its product is annotated as E3 ubiquitin ligase BIG BROTHER-related. The coding region runs from base 29 to 697 and encodes 222 amino acids. Lineage: Eukaryota; Viridiplantae; Streptophyta; Magnoliopsida; Malvales; Malvaceae. The transcript has a single exon. The record is from RefSeq and is a predicted model, not a curated record.
UUCUUCUAAUGUUUCUCUCUAAUAAAUAAUGGCAGAGGAAUUCAACAACUUCCCUCAAAUGUAUCUGGACAUGAACAUGGAAGUCCCACAACUCAAACCUUUGUCUUCUUCUUCUUCUUCUUCUUCUUCUUCUGCUGUGUUUGAAAUCGAGGUUAAUGCCACGUUUAUCAUUGUCGAUGAACUGUUUGAGGAAGCCGGGAGGAUUCUUUCUCAAGUGAUACACGAGUUUCCUUUCGACGACUUGAUUAACGACGGCAACGGUGCCGUUUUAGACAUGCUUAACUCUAUGCGAGUUCCGGUUCAACAGUCCAUGGUGGAAGAAAUAGCGACCACAGCAGUUCACUUGGCGGCGGCUGCUAGGGAUGCAGAUGGGAAGGUUUUGAGAAUGGAAGUGGAGAUUGAGGCUGUUGUAAAUGAAGUGCCUGACUUUGGGAGUGAUGAUAUGGAUAUCGAAGAUGAUGAUGACGAUGAAGGGGUGGCGAUGGAAGUGGUGGCGGGGAGUUUGAGGAAGACGGUGGUUGAAACGGCGGAAAAAGAUUGUACGAUUUGUUUGGAAGAAUUGGCAGUGGGUGGCGAAGCGGCUCGCAUGCCUUGCUCGCAUGUUUUUCACGAAGCUUGCAUUGUAACCUGGCUAAAGAAGAAGAAAUGUUGCCCUUGUUGUCGUUUUGAUUUCUCUAACUUGAAAAGUGAAGUUUAGGGGUUUUAAUUUUUUUAAUAUUAGUUUUAAUUAUUUUAAGAAGCUCCUGAUUUUGCUUUUUCUUUGAAACAAUUCCUAAUGGUAGGAAAUUGUUUCCGAAGUGUAAUUUCAUAAGUUUUAUUAGAAUAAAGUGAUUUUGAUUAUGAUUU